UAAACAUGGCAACACAGAAGCGCGGGUGAAUACGAACCGUGACCUCGUUUCCUACCCCGUCGCCCCAAAGUCGGCAUGAGGGCGCAGCCUUAGCGAUACCUUAUCGUAUCGACCCACCAUCCGCCAUUAACACGCAUGCGCAAAAAUAUGCGGAAUAACUGACGUUUCAGCCAGCCAGUACCACGGCGAAAAUCCACACGACCCUGUAAAUAAAACUGUAAAUAUUCCUAAAUUAAAAAUAGUGACUGUGAUUCGAAUGUUUUUAAAAAUUGACGCUGUGUUUGGUGAUUUCUGAACGGGGCGGGAGCUAGUUGUAAGCCACAAUGAUCGACCCCAGCUCGUCGGAAGAGGACAGUGAGGAUGAACACAAGAAGCAGCCCACCAACAAAUUACAACCUGUGGCUCCACCUGGAUCGUUGGCAAGCGGGCGGCCCUCGGUCCGCGGCAAGCCGGAGCUACCUCGCGGCUCAACAGCCGGCCUACAGGGUGCGAGUCCCCUCACAACGGCCCCUCUCGCCGCUCCCCUCCACCCCGCCACCCGGCAGCGGGAGCAAGCCGCGCUAGCACCACCACCACAUGCAUCGUUCUUGCGCAGGACGUCGACCGGGAGUGCGAGCUCCGGGGAGGCGCCGGCGCCGUCGCCUAGUCCUUCAGGGGCCAGCCAUUCUGACAAGGACCAAGACCCUCAGGAAAAGAUCGAAAAGCUAGAGGAGGACAAGAAGCGGCGACUGCAGUUGUACGUGUUCGUGUCGCGAUGCAUCGCGCACCCGUUCAACGCCAAACAGCCCACGGACAUGACGCGGCGGCACACCAAGCUCACGCCUCACCAGCUGGAAACCAUUCAGGCGCGGUUUCAGGCAUUUCUAAAAGGCGAAACCCAAAUCCUCGCCGACGAGGCCUUCCAGAACGCUGUCCAGUCGUACCACGACGUGUUCCUCAAAUCCGAGAGGGUCGAGCAGAUGGUCAGAUCCGGCGCCUGCAGUCACCACGACUUCCGCGAGGUCUUCCGGAACAAUAUCGAGAAGAGAGUCAGGUCUUUGCCAGAAAUUGAUGGAUUAAGUAAAGAAACAGUCUUAACGUCGUGGCUAGCUAAAUUCGACUGUAUCAUGAAAGGAACGGGUGUUCUGGGCGACGAUGAAUCCAAGCGGCCGUCGCGGGCUCAACAGCAGAGUCUCAACGCGGAGUGCAUCCUGAGCAAAGAGCAGCUGUACGACAUGUUCCAGCAGAUCCUUGGAGUCAAGAAGUUUGAGCACCAGCUUCUGUUCAACGCGCUGCUUCUGGAUUCUGCAGAUGAACAAGCAGCCGCCAUCCGGAGAGAGCUGGAUGGAAGAAUGCAGAAAGUCAACGAGAUGGAAAGGAACCGCAAGCUAAUGCCGAAGUUCGUCCUUAAAGAGAUGGAGUCCCUCUACAUCGAAGAGCUCAAGUCCUCGAUCAAUCUCCUCAUGGCCAACUUGGAGUCCCUGCCCGUGUCCAAGGGCGGGGCUGACUCCAAAUACGGCCUGCAUAAAAUCAAGCGGUAUAAUCACAGAUCAAACGCCGGGCCUGACCCGAGUCCAAGGUUGAGUAAGCAGCUGUGUUUCAGAUCGCAAGGGUCUCUGGCCAACAAGUUGACUGGCGAGGGUGACGGCGGAGAUGUCGACACUCAGCUGACCAAAAUGGAUGUCGUUCUGACUUUCCAAAUAGAGGUAGUAGUGAUGGAGGUAAAGGGUCUAAAGUCAUUAGCACCGAACCGGAUAGUGUAUUGUACGAUGGAAGUGGAAGGGGGCGACAAGCUGCAGACCGACCAGGCUGAGGCGUCCAAACCGAUGUGGGACACUCAAGGUGACUUUAGUACUACACAGCCCCUACCAGCUGUAAAAGUCAAGUUAUACACGGAGAACCCUGGAGUACUAGCCCUGGAAGAUAAGGAACUGGGUAAAGUGGUCCUCAGACCUACGCCACUUUCUAGCAAGGCUCCAGAAUGGCACCGCAUGACGGUACCAAAGAACCUUCCAGAUCAAGAUCUUCGAAUCAAAAUAGCGUGUCGGAUGGAUAAGCCACUGAACAUGAAACACUGCGGGUACCUCUACGUGAUCGGCAAGAAUGUCUGGAGGAAAUGGAAGCGGCGCUACAUGGUGCUGGUACAAGUGAGCCAAUACACGUUCGCGCUGUGCUCCUACAAAGACAAGAAGUCAGAGCCCGCGGAGAUGAUGCAGCUGGACGGUUUCACGGUGGACUAUAUAGAGCUGGCUAGCGCGCAACUAAUGGUUGGGCAAGAACUGGAAGGCGCCAAGAACUUCAUGAACGCUGUCCGCGACGGCGAAUCCGUGUUGAUGGGAGUGGGCGACGAGAACGAAUGCCACUUGUGGGUCAUGGCCUUAUACAGGGCCACAGGCCAGAGUCACAAGCCCACUCCACCUACUACAUCGGAUACGCAUCAUAAGAUCAUGGGAGAUGCAGACAAGGCGCGUAAGCAUGGAAUGGAGGACUACAUCCAGGCAGACCCGUGUCAGUACGACCACCACCAGCUGUUCUGUACGCUGCAGUCCCUCACGCUGAAAUACCGGCUCCAAGAUCCUUACUGCUCAUUGGGUUGGUUCUCCCCCGGUCAAGUGUUCGUGCUCGACGAAUACUGCGCGCGUUACGGCGUCCGCGGCUGCUUCCGUCACCUCUGCUACCUCUCCGACCUCCUCGACGUCGCCGAGAGCGCCUCCCAGACUGUAGACCCCACACUCAUGCAUUACUCCUUCGCGUUCUGUGCGAGUCACGUGCAUGGCAACAGGCCCGAUGGCGUGGGCAGCAUCACCGUCCAGGAGAAGGAGAAGUUCGCGGAGAUCAAGGAGCGGCUCAAGGCGCUGCUGCAGCACCAGAUCACCAACUUCCGAUAUGCGUUCCCGUUCGGAAGACCGGAGGGGGCGUUGAAGGCUACACUAUCUCUGCUAGAAAGGGUUCUCAUGAAAGAUGUAGUAACUCCCGUGGCACCCGAAGAAGUCCGUGCUAUGAUCCAAACCAGUUUAGAGAACGCAGCGCUACUGAACUACACACAACUCAGUCAAAAGGCCAACAUUGAAGAGGACUUAAGAGGAGAAACAAUGGUGACACCAGCAAAGAAAUUGGAGGACCUGAUACAUUUAGCAGAGCUGUGCGUUGAUCUCCUUCAGCAAAAUGAAGAACACUACGCGGAGGUGUAUAACACAAAACCGGACUCUAGCGGUCAACCAAAUGCGUUUGCGUGGUUCUCGGAGCUGUUGGUGGAGCAUGCUGAGAUAUUUUGGGCCCUGUUCGGUGUUGACAUGGAUCGGGUUUUAGCGGAACAACCUCCUGAUACGUGGGAUUCCUUCCCGUUGUUCCAGAUUUUGAACGAUUAUUUGAGAACUGACGAAAAUUUGAAAGGCGGUCGUUUCCACGAGCACCUAAGAGACACGUUCGCUCCACUCGUGGUGCGGUACGUGGACCUCAUGGAGUCCUCCAUCGCGCAGAGCCUGCACAAGGGCUUCGAGAAGGAGCGGUGGGAGAUUAAGGGCAACGGCUGUUCAACAAGCGAAGAGUUGUUUUGGAAGCUGGAUGCGCUGCAAUGCUUCAUCAGGGACCUGCACUGGCCGGAGCCAGAGUUCCGGUCACACCUGGAACAGAGGCUCAAGCUGAUGGCCAGCGAUAUGAUGGAGACCUGCAUCCAACGGACGGAGUCAUCUUUCCAGUCGUGGCUGAAGAAGAGCAUAACGUUCAUGUCAACGGACUACAUCCUGCCGGCAGAGACAUGCGCCAUGGUGAAUGUGGCGCUAGACGCCAAAAACCAGGCGCUCAAGUUGUGUGCUGUGGAGGGUGUGGACAUUUACCAAUAUCACGCGAAAAUGGACGCCCAAAUCGACUCCUGCCUCCAAGCGAUGGCGACGGGUAUGACUACGCGAUUGUCAGCCGUGCUAGAAGCCACGCUAGCUAAGAUCGCACGGUUCGAUGAGGGGAGUUUGAUCGGCUCAAUCUUGACGAUAGCCAACGUGUCUGGGUCGGGCAAGGACAUCGGGCAGGGCUACGUCAACUUUAUGAGGAAUUCUAUGGACCAAAUCAGAUCCAAGGUGACAGAUGAGUUAUGGAUAUUACAACUAUUCGAGCAGUGGUACGGCAUCCAAGUAGGGCUGGUCAACACGUGGCUAACAGAACGGCCUGCGUUACACCCCCAACAAGUCGCGUGCCUUUCCAUCAUUCUGAAGAAAAUGUACAGUGAUUUCGAGCUGCAGGGUGUGAUAGAUGACAAGCUGAACUCCAAGAUUUACCAGAACGUAGCGUCUCGUAUGCACACGGAGGAAGCUACAUGCAGCUUGCUACUGGCUCAACAGGACGCUGGGGGCGGAGACGAGGGUUCAGAAGAAGGGUCGAGGAGCGGCAAAUCGAAGCUGGAAGCGCUCACGGAAGAAGCAAAGCUUGGCAAUGUGACUGCUGUCGUUGGGAAGGUUGGCAACAUCUUUGGGCGAGGCAUCGGCGAGCUGUCAUCGAAGAUAGGCGGCGCUUCGUCCUGGUUCUAGCGCCUCACAUGCGUUUUAUUAUUUGCCUACAUCGGUGUAGAGAGAUGAGAAUCCAUGCCUCGUAAUACUGCGAAGGGCCCUGCCGCGAGGGCCUAUUGCAAAAAUCGAAAAAUCGAAAUUUCAUUAUCUGCCUCUCUAUCGCUCUUGUAUAGGUAUUCGAACGAUAGACAAGUAGUUAAUUAUUUUCAAUGUUCGCGGGAGACCUAGAUUGCUGGUUGCGAACAACCUGGAUAUCUCAGAUAGCGAACCUUUAAGCUAACAGAUUGGAACGACAGAUUUUUGCGUCUGUUGGUGCCUUUACUGGUGAUCAGUUAGAUUUUUCAAUUGGCAACACUAAAUUUGUUAUUUAUUAUGAUUCUGCAUUCACAUGAGGCUAGUUAACAGCAAAUCUACCUUGAUGUCAACUUAAAUAGCACGAGAUUGAAUGAAUAAUCAAUUGUUUUAAACAUUUAGUGUUGUCAAUUUGAAUCUAUCGAACUUAUCACAGUAAACUUUUUGAGAAAUGCUUGAUCUGAUAGUUUUGCGAUCUGCGCGUUAACCAUCGUUUAGAAUUAUUUAAAAAUUCUGAAAACAAUUUGCCCAUUCAGAAUUUGCUAAAAAGACAAAAUGCAAUAAUCAGAUCAAGCAUUUUCCUUCCGGCAGUAUUAAAAAGCUUAAAAAUAUGCUAUGAUGAAAUAAUUUCAUUUUGCUUUCAAAUUUGGAAUUAGAAUUUCCGCCAUUUUUAAAAUAAAUAAAUGGCAUCUUACGCGCUAGGUAAUACUUAAGUGGCCAGUCGCAUAUAGUUAGCUUAGUGUGAUUUAGUAGGUAUAGUAAUUAUUUUAUAAAAAAAAGCUUUAUUAUGUACAGUUAGGGUCACCAUUUAUUCGAUACCAUUGUACUAGGUGUGUAUAUUAAGAGUAGUAUUUGAUAACACGAAAUGAUAACAAUAAUGAAAUACGAAUGCAUAAAUACAUAGGUAAACACAUGCUACAAUAAGAAAACAUAUCGCUUUGGCAAGAGUAUAUUUUAUGUGUUGUAAUUUGUAUAUUACAAUUAUUACGGUGGCGUUAUUUACAAAAAUAUAUCGUAAAAGUAAAUUGUAAUGAGUUUGAAAAUAAGGGAAACGAGUGCACGGAGAAUGCUUAUUUUGUUAACAUCACAGAAGAAAUUAUUUUAUAUCCCUACUAAUUACAGAUAGUAGAUACGCCACUUAAAAAGAAGUUUCCAAAUACCUAGUUAUCACCAUAUAUGGCCGUACGGCAGAUGGAUUAAUUAAAAAUAAUAACUUUUUUUGGGAAAGUGGCAUAUCUACAUUUGUAUUAUGAUCUGUGUCGCUAUGCUCCCAGGUAACAUCCAAAUGCACUAUCUCAGAAAGUGUAGUUUCCAAUGCAACUCUUUCUAUACCUACUUCAAGAAAACAUAUUUUUCUAAUAGACUUCGUAAUUCACUUUUUACAUCAUUUGUUUAAUCUAGUUCUAAUCUAAUGUUUACCUCAAAACUUUUGGAAUGCAUUCUUAUAAAAAUAUAAAGGCGCGAGAAUCGUAUUUUUGCUAACCCUACAUAAUGUUGCCAGUUAUUCAAUUUUCACCCCAUUUCGGGGUAAAAGAUGUUUUUAUAAAAAUGCAUGAUUAAAUUGAAAGUUAGUCACUGUUUGCUAUAGUACUAUUUCUCUAUAGUUUAAAGCUCUAAUCUAUUAAAAUAUCUAAUGACUACACUUUACCUUGACUUAGUCAUCGAUAUAACUAUUUAUAAAUGAAUAUGUAUAACAUUAUAGUUAUUUGUUGACAAACAAUAUUCUUCUACGCUAAACACCUUACAAAUUUUUAAACUAGGUGAAAAAUUUAAAGUCCUUAGAUAAACUUAACAUAAAUGACAGCGAGUAGUCGCUAUGCUGAGCCUUAUUACUAAAGGGCGACUGACGGAUGUUAUUAUAAUGUCAAUAACAUCAGUUGGCAUUAAUACAUGCUUGAAGUAGUAGUGAUUGCUACAAGAAGCAAAUAAAUUCGAGCAAAACGUAUAUUACCUACGGUGGCAAUACAGUUAUUACACUGUACAUACCGCUAAAUUAUAUUGCAAACACUAGAGGUUGUAGGUAAUAAGGUACCAGUAUUGUAGUGCAUUUCAGCAUGUCAAGCUUCUUUAUAAAAAUAAAAUCGAAACUAUCCAUCAUAUAGUCACCAAUAAAUAGCAUCUGGCAGCCGCCCAUUUCUUAUUACUCGUAAUGUUGAGGAAGGCUUGAGAAAGGCUUUUGAAGGCAAAUGAUUUUCAUUAUAUCACUUUUCAGCGUUUUGACUAAAUCAUUACAUUUAUAUCUUGGCAUCUUAACACGCAAUAGCUUCAGACGGGUGAUCACAAACUUAUAUUUGCUGCUGGAAAUGUCGGUAUACGCCUGUACGGUCUAAGAAAUGAUUGAAAUCAGUACGUGAUGACAGGAAUUCUAGAUUUACACAGCAUGCCUGUAAGUUUGUAUGGUAUAACGAUAACAUCUAGGUGAUGGUUUUCGCGCUUCUUGGAUUACCUACACUAUAAUUACAGUUUAGUAGAGUACUAGUAUUUAUUGGGGAAUAUUACGCAAAACUGCGUAGAGGGCAUCACUAGCACAAUCACAGGGCCUGCCGCAAAACACAAAAAUCGAAAGUUCGGUUUCUCCCUCUCUAUCACUUGCAUAUUCGAUCGAUAGAGAGGCAGGUAACGUGUAAACAAACCGCCUUGAUGCAUUAAUAUCAUAGUGAAAACUAGUCAAAAAACUGUUUAAGGCAUAGUUUGUAUAAGUUAAUUUAUGGUUUAGGAUGUGCACUAGUGCUGCACUCUGGCGGCAGAACAUUGUAGUAAUAUUCCCUAUUGUAUGAAAACAUUUUUUACAAUAACUUUUUUAUUUUUACUAGAUGCCAAGAUCACAGUAAAAUUAAAAAGAAACUCAACCGGAAACGGAUUUGACCAAGCAUUAGUUUAAUCUGGAAAUCAUAAUCAUUAUAACGACCAUUUACACUAGAAAUGAAUGCUGAGUCCGGAUAUAUUUAGCACUCUAUCGCAUUUAAUGCCUCCAUUUUAACGCCUGUGGGUUUUUACAAAAAUGUAUCUGUCAGGCUAAAGGCGACAAAGUGCUAAGUCAUCUGGAGCCUGCGACACAAUUUAGUACUGUAAUAGCACAGUAAAUAAUCGACAUUAGGUAUUGUAGUGCUCAUUUAUCAAAAAUAAGAGGAACAUGUAAAGUAUCUAUUCAUAUUUAUAUUUUAUUUUGCCUUCGUUUUUCUUUACGAAUGAUGACUAUAUUUCUAAUGCGCAGAACGCAUGACAUGAUUUUGGGUAUAUUUUUUUACAAAGUAAAUUUAACUUAUGAUAAUUAUGAUUUUAAAUUUGUAAUUCAUAAUUCAUAAUUCAUUUAUUGCUUAUUAUCAUGUGGUACAAAACAGAUGUUACAUUAGGGUACGUUCACACAUGAACCCUGUUAGGGCACAGCAAGUAUUUCUUAAAUCGUUUGAAGACACGAAGAUCAAUAAAUUUAACUUAUGAUUUAAUUUUUUUGAGUAGGACUACUCCGACUACUCGAGACACGAAGAUCCAAGUAAAAUAAUCUAAACAUAUUUCACGAAAUGGUGGUGGGCACUUUGACGUGUGUCCUAUUGUGCGUGACUGAGCGUUACUUCCGUCAGAAAAAAAAACCGAGUUACCCUCUAGUCGCGCCUGAAGAAGUUUGAAAAAGUGGUAAAAUAUAAAUAGUGGGUUUUAAUGCCCGAUUUCAUUUAUGCGUUCUCACAUUAAAUUUGCUUCACUAUUUUUCCUCUAGUUUGGAAUCGAGCUCAAUCAAAAAGUACACACCUGUAGUGUCUAAGUACGUCUAGUACGAGCGGACUGAUAAUGUUCUAAGUUCUUAGACUUGCUUAUAAUGUAUUAUUUCGCCACGAUAUGGUUGAGAUUCUGUAUGGCUUAUAAUCUAAAACAGUAUAAUCACUUGCGCCUAUAAAGCUUAAAUAAUAAUACUACUUAAUUUGGUAACAGUAGCAUCAUUUAGUUGACAAUGACAAUGGUGGACAAUUGAAUGAAUACGAAUAUCAUUGCUCAGCUGUAUUAUUAUGUAUAUAAAAAAUUUUUGGUUUUUAAUAACUAAAGCCUAAAAAAUGCAUGGAACAGUAUCGAUGCCAUCUAAGAACUUUUGUCAAAUAAUAUCUAAUUAUCGCUCAGUCAUUUGUUUUAAUAUAAUAUUCUAAAAUCGAAAUCCUUAAUUCAUUAUAACAAGUUUGAAGCUAUAACUCGUUAAACAUAUCUAGAAAUUUACCUAUAUAAUAGUGGCCUAAAUACUAGGAAUAAAUAUUGCUAAAGCUGUUAAAAUGCCUUAUGCAUUAGUAGGUAAAAAUAUCUAAAUCUAACUUACAUUCGUAAACUUCGUCUUCAAUAUCUAAUUUAAAAAAUGUUACCAGAUUGAAGUAUUAUUAGUUAAACACGGAUUAACCAUUCAAAAGUGAGUAAUUUUGUCUGCGCCAUACUGAGUCUCUGAAAUGCUUCGAAUGCCACCGGGUGUAUUGCGAUUGUAAGGGGAUACAAUAAAUAUAUUUACAAUAAAAAUGUUUACUGUUUA
Cydia strobilella is the source of this 9054-nucleotide messenger RNA. It is a transcript of the gene Cadps, whose product is annotated as calcium-dependent secretion activator. The coding region runs from base 324 to 4499 and encodes 1391 amino acids. The transcript has 34 exons. Lineage: Eukaryota; Metazoa; Arthropoda; Insecta; Lepidoptera; Tortricidae. Gene Ontology annotation, biological process: dense core granule exocytosis; synaptic vesicle exocytosis. The record is from RefSeq and is a predicted model, not a curated record.